Molecule: messenger RNA, 1482 nt
Organism: Priceomyces carsonii
Lineage: Eukaryota; Fungi; Ascomycota; Pichiomycetes; Serinales; Debaryomycetaceae
Gene: ULP2
Product: SUMO protease
Exons: 1
Coding region: 1-1482 (493 amino acids)
Biological process (GO): proteolysis; protein desumoylation
Cellular component (GO): nucleus
Molecular function (GO): deSUMOylase activity
Source: RefSeq, a predicted model, not a curated record
AUGUCCAAUGAUUGCGCAAAUUAUGGUCGAUCCCCCUCUGGCCUGAAUAAUAGUAAGGAAGAAGAUUACAAGCCAUAUAAUUUCAAAAGGUGUGGUGAUUCAGAUAAGAAAGUCACCUCAAAUUCUCAUGCGAUUUCUGAUCCUGGACAGCAUCAACCAAUGAACGAAGGAUUUCAGAGUGCUCUUUUCAAUGCACUUAACCUGUUUUUUGGUAGGUUAUUAUUACAUGUCACGGUAGGGAAAGUGAAUGAUGACGAACAAGACCAAAGUAAUGAACAAAGAGUAAGUAAAAGAGAUAAUGGUGAAGAAAACCUCGUCUAUUACCCUAGCGAGGACAUCAGUAACGAAACCAUAGAAGACAACGAAGAGGAUAAUAGUAUAAUAAUAGUUGAUGCUCUUCUGGAUCAGCUGGACCAGUUAGCGCCAUUCGUUAAUCCAAAGAAGGAAGAACAAAGCGCAAAAGUAAAGUCCGAAGCACCUCAACAAUAUGGAACAUCAUUUGGCAUCUCUCAGGACUCUAAGUAUUUAAGUUCGAUGGGUAAUAGAAACUACAAACCAGAGUUGAACCGCUUUGCUGACGACAAUUCAAGUAGCACAGUUGAUGUCCUCAACUUGAUUCCUAAUUACAGAGACGAGUACAAGAACACCAUCUUGAAACAUUAUUUGCCAGAAGAGCCAGUAUCAAGGCUCAAGUACUCAGUUCUUGACUCGUUACUAUCAAAUUUUCACAUAGAUACGAUAUCGGAUCUUUAUAAGAAAGAAAAGUCCGCAGUUCAAGACGCUGUAUUAAAAGAGAGGGAACAUUUAAAAACUCAUAUUCAGGGCUUGAGUUAUGAACAAUCAUUAGUUGUCGAGAAGUCUUGGAGUAGGGCCUCUAAUGAAAUCAUAGUAUCCGAUUUUCAAAUUGAAAUUUGUACAAGAGAUUUACGCACUUUGAAAGACGGCCAAUGGUUAAAUGAUAAUGUAAUUGACUUUUACUUCAACUUGAUCACUUCCAACGAUCCGAAAGUUUAUGGGUGGACAACACAUUUCUACACCACCCUAGAAUCAAAAGGGUAUCAAGGUGUAUCUCGAUGGGCAAGACGAAGGAAAAUAAAUCUUGUCGAAAAGGACUUAAUAUUGAUUCCGAUAAACAUUAUGGAAACUCACUGGGCGUUAGCAGUGGUUGAUAAUGUAGCUAAAUCGAUGAAGUAUUUUGAUUCUUUGACAACUAAUGGAAACAUGAGAGCGUUGAAGAUAAUCAGUAAUUAUAUGAAUCAUGAAGCAGAGCGCUUGAAUAUUUCACAAAAUUAUGACGACUAUACCUUUUCUGAGAACGAAAAAACACCACAGCAAAGAAACGGAUCAGACUGCGGAGUAUUCACUUGUACGUGUGCUAGGUUCAUUGCAAAGCAUGAGGCGUUAUCCUUUGGUCAAAAAGAUAUGAAAAUUAUUAGAAGAAGAAUGGCCUACGAAAUAAUCGAGAAAAAGUUAUUAGACUAA